ACAGGAAGUGGACAGAGGGGACGUUUGGUUUUACUUUUUUGAGCAGCUGGUCGAAAGUUGCGGACACUGAUUUAUUGAAGAAUCGUGCAGCUGGGGGGAGAGAUGUGCACUUUUGAUAAGGAAAAGGGGCCUAGGAGGCUGAUGAGGAAAGGACUGACUCUCAUCCUGGUUGGCCACAUAAACUUCAUCCUUGGAGCUAUUGUCCAUGGCAGCGUCCUUCGUCACAUUUCCAAACCAGACCAAAAAGUCACCACUGAAUACACUGUCACCAACAUCAUCUCUGUUACCUCUGGCCUACUGAGCAUUGCCACUGGGAUUAUUGCCAUUGUGAUGUCAAGGAACCUUCAUGAGUUAAAACUACAAAUAGGACUUUUAAUAGCAUCAGUCCUGAAUGCCCUGCUCUCAGCUGCAUGUUGUGCUGGACUGCUCUUGGCCAUCAGUAUCACUAUUGCCCACAAUGGAGAGGGCUUGAUGCUGGGAUGCAAUGACACAGAAGUGCCCAUCAAUGCCCGGUCACCUGUCAGUGCCCGCUGCCCGUUUGAUACUACACGGAUCUAUGAUACCACAUUGGCUCUGUGGGUCCCCUGUGCUGUGUUAGCAGCAUUAGAGUCUGGACUGUCUGUCUGGUGCUUCAUCGUUGGAUUGGCUCUCAGAGGGGUGGAGCCCUGCGGGAAGAGCUACAUCAAAGAGCAGUUGGAGGGAGAGGCUGAGUGCUCGCCCCACAGCCAGCGCCUGAUUGAACUGCGCUCAAACCCUGACGCCUAACUGAACAAACAGAAAGAAGAACUCUCCAUGUAGACAAGUACAGUAAAGUACAUGAAGGAACUGCUUUUCAUUAAGACUUAAAGUCUUAAAAAGAAGUGGUCGGCCAUAUGAGUUUCAUUGUAGGAAAAAAAAACAGUUACAAAAAUAGUUUUUUUGUUUGUGGUACCACACCCAUAACCUUGCAUACUGUAAUUCAUAUAUGGAUUAAUGGCGUUCAUUGCUUUCCCUCUUAAACCAAGCAGUUUAUUUAGAGUUAAAAGCUGAGACCAGUAAAUUAUCUUUACUCCAUAAAACCCAUUGACAAAUUUAUACAAAGUGCACAUUCACAUAUGGUGACAAAUCAAAAAAACAAAGACACCUUACACAUUGUUCUCCUCAAGAUGGUGCUUUUAUAUGAAGUUAUUUUGUGUGAAGCCAGGGAGUAAGUUUGCUUGAACUUAUGCAAAAGCUAAAUGUAAUCUUAUCAGUAUCCUUUGUUCAUUAAGUUCAUUUAAAUAUCUUGUGUAUUUUUAAGGUAUAUUUUACGUCGUAUGAACUCUCUUUCAGCAUGACAUAUUUUAUCAUUAUUAAUUUUUCUUUAUAUUUACUUUUUUUUGAGAUUCUAAUGCACUCCAAUUUGUCUGAAUACAUUUGAAAAACCAUUAGUACUCAUCACUCUUCUUCAACUGUGUUUCAUGCCAGCUGUUUUUGUACUUAAACUGUACUGUAAAUUCAUAUUAUGGGAUUUGUUGGUUGCUUGCUGUAGUAUACCAAAUAACAUGUUCUUUUGAUGCAGAUAUGUUGGGUUUUGCUUUUAACUAAGCUGCACUUUCUUAAUUUUACUUCUAAUUAGGGCUGUCAAAAGAUUAAUUUUUUAAAAUGUGUUUAAUCUCAGAAUUUCUGUAGUUAUUCGCAAUUAAUUGUAUCCCCUUUACCACAUUUUGCAAUUAUACUGUUAAGCAUUUUAAACUGUUUAAACUGUUUUCUUGUCAUUUUAGAUUUUUUUAGUGUCCCAGCUAAGUUCCUGUUCCAGAUACAGAUCUGCUUUUAUAGAUAGAUGGAAGAUUAUAACCUGAAUUAACCACAGCAAUAGGGACUUGUUAUGGAUUGAAAAUGAAUGACGAGAUUAUCAUUAAGGUUCAGGGGAAUUUUAAUUUGUCCACAGAGCUGUCUGUACGUUUUUUUAAUGUGAAAUGAGACGUUAAGGAGCAGUGGUGGACCUGCGUAUUUUACAUCACUAUGGCUGAGGGGAGACGCUAAUAUGCCUGAACCAAAGUGUGUUGAAAGGGACACUAAAGCAUGAAAUUAAUCAUGAAUUUAAAGAAAAAAGUGCACUAAUUGUGGACCUUAAUUAAUCACAAUGAACUUGAUUAAUACUGAAAGCCCUACUUCAUAUAAGGUUUGCUUUGAAGUUUUUUGUAAGGGCAACUGCAGUGUCACACAUGAUUUUCCAGUGCUACUUGGUAAUGAAGUGAAACUAUCUACUAUUCUAACUUUUCUAUGGAUGUUUUAGUUCUUGUUUUUUCAUGUGUUUUAGCUUUUUGUGACCACAGCAUUAUUUGUUUGGUUGUGCUUUUCAAAGGGAUAUGGUUUCUAUACUUUUUAUGUUAUUUUUGCCCCCCGUAGGACAGAUGCAAUGGCAAACAGCAACAAAAAAUUCAGUAAUCUACAGUAGGUCUCCUCAAUUCAGUGUCAUGGACAUUUUAAAAGUAUGUAUCACAAAAAUGCUUGAACCAGCUGAAUUUAGCAUAAUCUGGUUUGCAGCAUAGCUGUGCUUGGGUUGCAUGCAUUAGUGUAGUCCAUGUACAGCAAACUGCGGUUAAAAGUCAAGUGGGGUCACAUAAAGAGGUUAAACCAGUAUGUGGGCCAGCUGCCUUAGCUGGCACUGAACCCCCCGCAAUGCAACGACAGAGCAGAUCAAAUCAGAUCAGCCAUGAAACGGUUAAUCUAGAGCUGUGCUCAAUUGUGUGGAACAGAAUCAUAGCACGCAGUCCUAAUCCUCAGGCUUUAAGGGAUAAAUAUUGACGUGAUGUUGACUGAUACAAUCACAACAUGUCUGUGUGGCCCUUUCAGUCACUGGUAUUAUGGACAUUGUGUCCUGUAAAGAGAGAGAUCUCCAUAGAUAAGCAAGAUGUGGUCCAUCUUAAAAUUUACUCUAAUUUAUGUAUUUGUAUUUUAAUAGUGGAUCAUCUAAAUGUACUCCAUUAUAAAAAAGACAUUUGGUAUAACUUUAUCUCAUCAGCAGCUUAAUAGAAAUAACCUUGAAAAGACAUUUAAUGCACAUUUUUAACUGUUGUUGUCUCUGACUAACUUUAUAGGUUAUAGAAACAGAAUGUGGCAAUCAGAAUGGCUUGAGCAUUAAUUUCCAAUAUGCUGUCAUACUUAAUUUGAAAAUUACAGAGCAUUAUAGUGGAUAGAUUCAUGAAAAUGGGUCAUAGCGGUGACAUUUCAAAACAAUGGAAACAUCUGAAACAAUCUAAACAGUACAGUAACCCUUUCUAAUUGAUUCAGCCGUCCUGGAAAAUCAUUAACAGAUAUCAAAGAUGUGUGUUUUGUAACUUUGACUGCCUUAUUUUAUAAUUGUUUUAAUUGAAUAAUGUAGAUGUACUGUACACUUAAUUUUUAAAAUAAUGUUUUGUAUCAGUACAUACAUGUAAU
Molecule: messenger RNA, 3402 nt
Organism: Cheilinus undulatus (humphead wrasse)
Lineage: Eukaryota; Metazoa; Chordata; Actinopteri; Labriformes; Labridae
Product: keratinocyte-associated protein 3
Exons: 6
Coding region: 103-765 (220 amino acids)
Source: RefSeq, a predicted model, not a curated record